Molecule: messenger RNA, 4521 nt
Organism: Morone saxatilis (striped sea-bass)
Lineage: Eukaryota; Metazoa; Chordata; Actinopteri; Moronidae
Gene: nrcama
Product: neuronal cell adhesion molecule a
Exons: 30
Coding region: 82-3987 (1301 amino acids)
Biological process (GO): cell-cell adhesion; axon guidance
Cellular component (GO): axon; plasma membrane
Molecular function (GO): protein binding
Source: RefSeq, a predicted model, not a curated record
UCCCCACUUUGUCACUCUGCUGACCACCCUGACUGUGUCGUUGAAUUUCGACAGAAGGUUUUCAUCGUGACACACCCAACCAUGGACAGGAAGAGGAAGUGGGUGCCGGGCUUUGGAGCUGUGCUACUCAUACUCAUGAGUCACAUGACCUCAGCGCUGGAAGUGCCUCUUGAUCCUAAAGUACUGGAAGGAUUACCCCAACCCCCCACUAUAACGCUACAGUCCCCAAAGGAUUACAUCUUUGAUCCGCGGGAGAACAUUGUCAUCCACUGUGAGGCCAAGGGGAAGCCUCAUCCCAGCUUUUCAUGGACAAGAAACGGGACCCACUUUGAUGUAGAAAAAGACCCCAAAGUCCUGAUGAAGCCCGGUUCAGGAACUCUGGUCAUUGACAUCAGCGGGGAAAAGGCUGAGGCUUAUGAAGGAACAUACCAGUGCACAGCACACAACGAGCACGGCACAGCUGUAGCAAACAGUAUUGUCAUCAGACAGUCCAGGUCCCCCUUGUGGUCGAAGGAGAGAAAUGAGGCCAUCGUGGUGCAGAUGGGGGUCUCCCUAGUGCUGCAGUGCCGACCCCCUGCAGGGCUGCCCCCUCCUGUCAUCUUCUGGAUGGAUAACAAUUUCCAGAGGUUACCGCUGGAUAAACGAGUGUCCCAGGCUCUGAAUGGGGACUUGUACUUUUCAAAUGUUCUCCCAGAAGACAGCAGGCCUGACUACAUCUGUUAUGCCCGCUUCCCUCACACUCAAACCAUCCAGCAGAAACAGCCUAUCUCAGUCACCGUGCUGGACAACAGCCCAGAGGGGGAGCAUCGCCCCGGUUUCAUGAUGCCUCUGGGCACCACCAGCAACAAGAUGGUUCUGAGAGGGGAGAUUCUGGAGCUGGAAUGCAUUGCUGAGGGCUUGCCCACUCCAGAGAUCUCCUGGCAGAAAGAUGGAGGAGAGCUGACGGGCAGUAGGACGUCCUUUCAAAACUUUCAGAAAACACUCAAGAUUUCGGAUGUGAAUGAAGCUGAUGCAGGGGACUACCGCUGUGCAGCCACAAACAAACUUGGCACUGCACACCACGUCAUCAAGGUCACUGUCAAAGCGGCUCCUUUCUGGGUCAGCGCUCCCAGGAACCUGAUCCUCGCCCCGAAUGAGACUGGCAUCCUCACUUGUCGAGUCAAUGGAGAACCCAAACCGAAGAUCACCUGGUUUGUCAAUGGAGUCCCUAUAGAGAAUGCACCGGAGGACCCUGGUCGGAAGGUGGAUGGCGACACUGUGAUUCUUAGCAACGUGAAGUCAGGCUCCAGUGCUGUCUACCAGUGUAAUGCAUCCAAUGAAUUUGGGUACCUGCUGGCAAAUGCUUUUGUCAAUGUUCUCGCUGAGCCUCCAAGGGUGCUCACUCCACCCAACCGAGUAUACCAGGUCAUCACCAACAAUCCUGCAUUACUUCACUGCGCCUCCUUUGGCUCACCAAUACCAACCAUCACAUGGUUCAAAGACAGUCAGACCAGCGUUAAGAAUGGUGACCCUUAUGUGAUCCAUGAGAAUGGUACAUUGGAGAUCCAUGUGGCCCAGCCUCUGAACAGUGGAAAGUACACCUGCAUUGCCACCAACAACCUGGGGAUCAAAGAGAAUCAUGUCUACCUGGAGGUUAAAGAGCCCACCCGUAUCCUGAAACAGCCAGAGUACAAGGUGGUGCAGAGAGGAAUGAGUGCCGCAUUCGAGUGUAAAGUCAAACACGACCCAUCCCUCAUUCCCACCAUGACUUGGCUCAAAGACAAUGGAGAGCUGCCCGAUGAUGAGAGGUUUGUGGUGGACAUGGAAAGUCUGAUCAUCAAAGACGUGACAGAUGGAGAUGAGGGCACCUACACCUGCAUCAUGAACACCACCUUGGACCAGGACUCAGCCAGUGCCAUGCUGACUGUCGUAGAGGCUACACCUACUCCAGCUAUUGUCUACGAGAAACCUGACCCUCCAACUGACCUGGAACUGACUGACCAGACAGAGAGGAGCGUUCAGCUCACCUGGAUCCCUGGAGAUGAACACAACAGUCCCACCGAGAAGUUUCUGAUUCAAUAUGAGGAUCUGCUCCACCAGCCAGGAGUUUGGAUCAACCUGACAGAGGUUGAUGGUACUGGCACUACCGCACAGUUAAACCUCUCUCCAUACGUCUACUACUCCUUCAGAGUCCUAGCCAAGAAUCAUGUUGGCUACAGCGACCCUAGCCUGCCCUCGAGCCAAUACAGAACAAACCCUGCAGCUCCUGAUGAAAAUCCAUCAGAUGUUCAAGGAGUAGGAAUAGAGCCUGGCAACUUAGUUAUCUCCUGGACACCACUGACAGGAUUUCAGUCUAAUGGGCCCAGUCUGCAGUACAAAGUACAGUGGAGACAGAAAGACUCAGAUGAGGAUUGGAUUGAAAGGACUGUGGCCAACGUUUCCCAGAUUGUUGUGUCUGGAACUCCAACCUAUGUGCCCUAUGAGAUCAAGGUUCAAGCUUUGAAUGAUUAUGGCUAUGGGCCAGAGCCUGGAGCAGUGAUUGGAUACUCAGGAGAGGACUUGCCUUCAUCUGCUCCUGAUAGUGUGCAGAUCAUGGUUCACAACAGCACACUUGCAGAAGUACACUGGGAGCCAGUAUCUUUACCCUCUGUCAGAGGGAAACUACAGGGAUACAAGGUAUACUACCGCCGCGAGCGCGGCUUGCAUGAGACAGAAGUGGAGACGGAGCAGCAGGAGCAGGUUUUGACAUUUAGUGGGAAUCGUAGUGAGGGACGUCUGCCAGGCCUCGAGCCUUACAGUCUCUACAACCUCUCCAUCAGGGUCCUUAAUAACAAAGGAGAAGGGCCUCCUAGCCCCAGCAAGAGGUUCGAGACACCUGAGGGAGUCCCAGGGCCUCCUGCUUUUCUGAAUGUCAUAAACCCUGGUUUGGACUCUCUCACUCUUGAAUGGGGCCCACCAAUGAAAAACAAUGGACGUCUUGCUGGAUACAUACUGAAAUACCAACCAGUCAACAACACCAAUGAACUGGGACCAGUUAAGGUCAAGAACUUCCUAGCCAAUGAGACCACCUUUACCUUGGACAACCUGAAUUCCAGCAUGCUCUACAGGUUUACUUUAAAUGCAAAGACAAUCAAGGGCUCUGGCCCCACCAUCACAGAGGAGUCCUUCACAGCCAUGGACACAAUGCGUACUCAGCCCACUGUAGAGGCGGGCAAAGGCCCCACAGAGCCCCCUCACCCAACCUCCCCCAUCACUCAGUCUCCGCCUCCCCCGUUUCACAAGGUGGCACCUAUAGGCCCUGCGUUUGGCACAGUUAACACAUCUGUGUCGGAGGACGGUGCAGUGAUCAGUUGGGAUUACUUUGGACACCAUAAGAAUGUAUAUGUGGAAUAUAUUGUAGAAAACAGUAAAGAGGACUGGAAAAAGGAGUUGGUUAACGGUUCACACUGGCAUAUGAUAAAAGGUUUAAAGCCGGGGACGUCCUAUAGAGUGCGCGUGGUAGCUAGAGACCCGGCCGACCCGACUGUCCACAGCACUGGGGAAGUGUUGGUUGCGGUGCCAGCUGUACCCAGCCGGCAGGUUGACAUUGCCACCCAGGGAUGGUUUAUUGGACUGAUGUGUGCCAUUGCUCUUCUCAUCUUGGUCCUACUCAUAGUGUGCUUCAUCAAGAGGAACAAGGGUGGCAAAUACCCUGUGAAAGAGAAAGAAGAUGCUCACCAAGACCCCGAGAUCCAGCCCAUGAAGGAGGAUGAUGGGACGUUUGGAGAGUACAGUGACACAGAGGACCACAAGCCGCUGAAGGGCAGUCGGACGCCGUCCAAUGGGACGGUGCGCCGUGACGAGAGCGACGACAGCCUGGUGGACUACGGGGAGGGCGGGGACGGACAGUUCAAUGAGGACGGCUCCUUCAUCGGCCAGUACAGCGGCAAGAAAGAGAAAGACACGCACGAAGGCAACGAGAGUUCUGAGGCCCCAUCGCCCGUCAACGCCAUGAACUCGUUUGUCUAACAAAGGGGCCGCGGCCUGGCUGCGAUGGUUGCUAUGGCCCACGCCUUGUCACCCUGGCAAAUGUGACCAUGGGGACUGUCUCUGCGGUGACACUUGCUAAGGUGACAGUCGUCGUGGACACCUACUCUCACCAUGGUGGCUGUCACUUCGGUGGCCAUCCCCAUGGCUGCCUGUCACCAAGACUGCUGAUAACGCCCUCAUCUCCACACCCGCCAGCCCCUGUCACACUGUGACCUCCUCUGAUCAACACACACUCAACAUGGCAAAUGACCGAACCCCGCCGCGCCCCAUCGAGCAUUGAAAGAAGGUGUGAAACGAGGGAUGCAAGGACUCUGAGAAGGAGAGAGGAAGCAAUAUAGAAAAGCAGAAGGAAUGUACCAGAAGAGUUGUACCACUCAGACUGAGCAGAAGUGGCCACGUGUGUGUGCGUGUGCGUGCGUGCGUGCGUGCGUGUGUGUGUGUGUGUGUUAGUGGCAUUUGAUCUCCUUUGCAAACAUACUAAACAUGAUGUAUCCAAAUAUAUAUUUUAUCAAA